AUGUUCUGGAACCUCGCCCUCACAACAGGCCUCCUGGCCUCCACAGCCUCCGCCUCCGCCGCCAUGGGCGUCAUGGCCAUCACAAACGACGUCAUCGCCCUCAGCUCGCGGGACGUCCUCGAGCGCAGUUACCUGGACGUCACCUCGGGCCACGGGCUCGUCAAGCGCCAGAACCAGCAGUUCGAGUCCAACGUCACCCUCCGGCCCGACGGCACCAUCGACCUCGAGGCCUGGGACAAGGACACCGAGCGGGCGUGCCAGGAUUCCCUCAAGAAGCUCCAGAUCGCCACGAACCCCUCCGGUACCUGCAUCUGCUAUAACUUGCCCAGCCUCGACACGAACUCGGGCGUCUUCGAGGCCGAUUUGAGGGUGUACAAGUUCAACGAGCCCAAUGGUGCGUUUCAAGGCAUUUCUCCGCAGCAGAUUGGCGUUGGCUUAAUGUAUCUCGGGGCUUCGGUUUCGAGAGUGAAUGCCGAGACGAUGCAGAAUUUGGCGAAUGGUACAGGUCAGGCCGCGAACCGUAAGAGGCAGGAUAUUGUGUCACAGCCAGAGAAUGCUCCUGAUUUGGAGCUGCUUCAGCAGUAUCUUCUUGUUGGUCAGAUUGACAACGACAAGAUGCGCAAUGACCUCUCAAUGGCCGAACUCGAGGCGCUCGUCAUGCCCAUCCUUACCCUCACGGCCACAAACUCUUCGGGCCAAACUGUCUCCACAAACGUGUCCUCCAACGAAGCCGUCUUCGUCACGGGCGUCUUCUCCCGCGAGAUCGUCAUGUCCGACUUCGCCCUCGCCUCCCUUGCCGUCGAGAUCAAGCGCGAGCAGCUCGCCAACAAGACCGUCGCCUUCGUCCUCCCAGGCGUCCAGCUCAUGAUUUACCCCAUCGGCCUCAUCAUCACGUCUAUUUGGCUUGUGCUCGGCGUAAUUGCUUACGGUAUUGGAACUUAUGAUCGGAUACGCUAUGCGGAGGCUUAUAAGAGGAGGUCUGCAAGGGCGAACGGCGGUAGGCCUGGCAUAUAA
Messenger RNA from Scedosporium apiospermum, 1014 nucleotides. RefSeq lists its product as uncharacterized. The transcript is spliced from 2 exons. NCBI's taxonomy places the organism in Eukaryota, Fungi, Ascomycota, Sordariomycetes, Microascales, Microascaceae. The record is from RefSeq and is a predicted model, not a curated record. The coding region runs from base 1 to 1014 and encodes 337 amino acids.